CCGGUCCAGCCCGUCCGCCCCGUCUCUCCGGUCCGCGACUUUCAGCUCCCACCUCCACCCGAGCCCCGCGAGCCCCGCGGGGGCGGAGGGCGGGGCUCCAAGGGGCGGGGUUGUCUCUUAAAGAGCCCGAGGCCGCUGCCCUUAGGCCACUUCCUGGGGGAGGAGAGGACCUUAGUGGUUGCGGCUAUACCCCGGGAAGGCAGCGGCGCCCGAGUCCCGAGACUCUCGGCUGCUUCCAUCAGAGCCCUCGGACACUCCCAGCUCAGACCGAGAGUGCAUCGUUGCCCCCCAGUCGAUACAGGGAGGCUCGUCAUCGUCUCUCAUCAGCUCCGCCUCCAUCUACUGGGGUUGAAGCCUGGCUGGGCCUCAGACUGGUCUCCGGAGCCCUGCGUGGACUCGCCUUCUGCCACAGCGAUCUGCCCAGAAACUCGGAAGCUGAGCCCGUCACAGCUGACCCUGUGCUCGUCACCGUCACCUGCUGGUUGGAAACCCACUGUCGGAAGACCACAGAAAGGAACUGCUGACCACCCAAGAUCAGAUACGUCUGCACCAAAUGCUCUCUUCCCCUCUCUGGCUGCCUUCUGUUAUUUUCAUCUGUUCUCUCAACUUUUCUGUGUCCUGAAAUUCCAUAACCACCACCAAGGUAGCUAGAGUGAGCUACAAACCUUGCUGGCUUGUACUCCAACCUGUGCCUCCAACCCAGCGAGUCUGAACGCCACCAGCCAAGUCUGCACAUACCCAGGAAGUUUUGCCUUUCCUUCUCCUUCCCUGUCUCCUGUACUCCCCAAAAUUUCCCCUCCUCCUGUGCCCUCUUCGCCCCCUUCUUUUGGGGGCCCCGUGACCCUGAAUGUGGGGGGCACACUAUAUUCCACCACUUUGGAGACCCUGACCCGCUUCCCAGACUCCAUGCUGGGGGCCAUGUUCAGGGAUGGCACCCCCAUGCCUGCAAACCUCAACCACCAAGGAGGCGGCCACUACUUCAUAGACCGGGAUGGCAAGGCCUUCCGGCAUAUCCUCAAUUUCCUGCGUCUGGGCCGACUGGAUUUGCCUCGCGGGUAUGGAGAGACAGCCCUUCUCAGGGCAGAGGCUGACUUCUACCAGAUCCGGCCCCUUCUGGACGCCCUACGGGAACUGGAAGCCUCUCGUGGGACCCCUGCACCCACAGCUGCCCUGCUCCACGCAGAUGUAGACGUCAGCCCCCGCCUGGUGCACUUCUCUGCUCGCCGGGGCCCACACCACUAUGAGCUGAGCUCGGUCCAGGUGGACACCUUCCGAGCCAACCUCUUCUGCACCGACCCUGAGUGUCUGGGUGCCAUGCGGGCUCGAUUUGGUGUGGCCAUUGGGGACAGAGUAGAGGGUGGGCCACAUUUUCGUCUGGAGUGGGCGCCCCGCCCCGCGGAACUCCCUGAGGUGGAAUAUGGCAGACUGGGGUUGCAGCCGCUGUGGACUGGGGGGCCAGGAGAACGUCGGGAGGUGGUGGGCACGCCGAGCUUCCUGGAGGAGGUGCUAAGGGUGGCUCUGGAACACGGUUUCCGCCUGGACUCCGUCUUCCCUGACCCUGAAGACCUGCUCAACUCCAGAUCUCUGCGCUUCGUCCGGCAUUAAGGAUGCUGUCCUGUUUGAUGGUGGGGAGGAAAGGGAAAGGGGCAAGCAGCUAAGGGUAUAAAAGCUCCCUGAAGCCUCUUUCUAGCUCUGGUAUGGGAGCUAUGAGAGUCAGGUCCCAAUGCACCUGACUGGAGCCCAGAUGUGGGCUGGAAUUCCUAAACUGAGCCCACCAAGUACUCACAGGUGGUCCUGAGGAUGGGGACUGGUCCUUUUCCUGGGAGAGGGAGUAAAGGUUCCCUUCGCUUGUUUUUGCCUGAGGCUGGAGACUUAUAGUGUCUCUUUGAUUAAAGCUCAGUAUUAAGGAGUCUGAAAAAGUGGGGAACACCUCCAUGCCCAGGUUAGACCUAGCAGAACCCCUGAGGAACACUGAGGGACCCACACCACACUGAGGAACCCACACCAUAAUACUUUGGAUUGUCCUAAUGUAGUCCCCUGGACUGUGGCUUCCCCUUCUGGCACUGGGUAGCUUGUCCUGGCCUGACCAAUAAGAGAUCAAAAUGCUCUGGAAUAUGAAAAAGAAAAUUCUUUGCUGUGUUCCAAGCCACCUAUUGGGGGAGGCAGAAAGGUCACAAUCCACCCUAGGUUGACAUAAGGGAGCUAGGACAAUCCCCAUUAGCAAGGGGGCUGGAGUACUCCUUGGAAUUCUAAGUGUUUUAAAGGAUCCCAUAUUGUAGAUAAAGCUGGCCAUGGGGAAGAGGGUGGUAUCUUUUUGUAAUGGCCUUACUUCAUUUGUAUGUAAGUGCAUAUUAGCCAGUGUGUCUGACUAAUGCAUGAGUCCCUGGUACCCCGGGUUCCCGUCAGUGUUGCUGACUGUGGUGUCUAUGUGAUGGCCCUUCUGUGGUCUCUGCAUGUCCAGGCCUGUUUGGAGUUGCCCAGCAACUGUUCUGGCAUAGGUUUAUCCUUAGUAUGUAUGUGAGUAAAUUGAGAUUUAGUUAAUCACAGGGUGUGUGUGUGUGUGUGUGUGUGUGUGCAGGCAUUUAUGUUUAUGUACCCAUAUCACCACAUAAGCAGGAGAAGCCUGUUUGGGUUUGAGUCACAAGGAUCUUACUGGGAGAAGUAAAAGAAGUCACUGGACUUAGCUAAGCCUCUGGAACCUGUAGGGAACUCUUAGUUGCCGAGGUAACCAACCGUGGGCCUGUUGCUAGGAUAUAGCCAAGAAAGGCCCAAGGCUGCCCUGGGCAGAGAGAAGAGAUGAAGUGUUUGAAAGAGUGGGGGAGGAUAUGAUAUGGGAUGGGAUUUCUGGGUCCCUGAGUGGAUGGGAGACACAUGUACAACUUCUUCACUGGGGGAGUCACUCAUAAUUUAUCACUGAUGAUUUACAAGAAGAAAAAUAAAAUAACUUUUGGAACCACAGACUUGUAAAGGCCACUGCCCCC
Sciurus carolinensis (gray squirrel) is the source of this 2981-nucleotide messenger RNA. RefSeq names its product potassium channel tetramerization domain containing 11 (gene Kctd11). The record is from RefSeq and is a predicted model, not a curated record. Gene Ontology annotation, biological process: positive regulation of neuron differentiation; protein homooligomerization. Lineage: Eukaryota; Metazoa; Chordata; Mammalia; Rodentia; Sciuridae. The transcript has a single exon. Bases 907 to 1605 code for a protein of 232 amino acids.